ACGAGACCGCUCCACAAAUUCAGAGCGCAUCAUCAUGGAGUUCAUGAUUCCGUUCGCCCACGCCGACAUUGCCGACGCCGGCGACCUCAACUUCGUCGACGAGCGCGUCUCCGACGACCUCGACUACGGCCGAGACCUGGAUGACUUCAUGGCGCCGUUCGACUGCGGGCAGCUCGCUGCCGUCGAUGCCGACUCGAGCCUAUUUGGGGAAGGCCCGCUAGGUGCUGCCGGUGGCGGCGGAGGGCAGUCUAACUGCGCCUCCGCCAAGGCGAGGCGAGACCGGUCGAAGACCCUGGUGUCGGAGAGGAAGAGGAGGGUGAGGAUGAAGGAGAGGCUCUACGAGCUUCGCUCGAUCGUUCCUACCAUCAGCAAGAUGGACAAAGCCUCGAUCAUUAGUGAUGCGGUUAUGUACGUGAAAGAUUUGCAAUCUCAAGCCAAAAAACUAGAGGAAGAAAUAUCGAUGCUCCAAUCUUCCUUCUCUAAGCUAGAAAACCCUUCCCUUCAAAAUCAAACCUCUAAAAGGAGUAACACGAUCCCCAAAUCGACCACCGUGAGCAUAGUAGGGAACAAGAUAAUUCAAGUGAAGGCGUGCGAAGUCGGAGAGGGGAGGUUCCACGUGAAGGUGAAGGGCAACAUUAGCUCCGGCGUGGAGCAUGCAUCGCCGUCUCUCCUACGCACCUCCUCUCUGUACUCCGCUCUCGAGUCCCUCUCCUGCUUCGACCUCGAGAGCUCCAACUUCUCGCUCGGGAACGAGGGGUUUCUCUUCACCAUGACGAUCAACGGUGGAGAUUUCACCAAGGAGAUAAGUGCGGCCUCCAUGGAACUGUGGCUGAUGGGGGCCCUUCUCAAGGAAGGGUUUCAACUCAUGCAAACUAAUACUUUCAUUUAGAACUAAUUAUUGAAUAAUUAGUUAUUGCUUAUCUUUUAAUUAUUUGAACAAUUUAUUUUUAUUUGGCAUAAUUUGAAAAUGUUGAGCUAUGCUAAGAACAGUUCUCUAUUGAUUGUCCUAGUUGAUGUAAUAUAUGCCUCCUAAUUAAAGGUCUUGAUAUACAUCACAUU
Zingiber officinale is the source of this 1059-nucleotide messenger RNA. Its product is annotated as transcription factor BHLH156-like. The record is from RefSeq and is a predicted model, not a curated record. Lineage: Eukaryota; Viridiplantae; Streptophyta; Magnoliopsida; Zingiberales; Zingiberaceae. Gene Ontology annotation, cellular component: nucleus. Gene Ontology annotation, biological process: regulation of DNA-templated transcription. Bases 35 to 889 code for a protein of 284 amino acids. The transcript has 3 exons. Gene Ontology annotation, molecular function: sequence-specific DNA binding; DNA-binding transcription factor activity; protein dimerization activity.